AUGGAGGCAGAAAAAAACACGACCCUAUUCCUAGGCCGACCGAAAAAAAUCCUAACUGCCCACGGGGUCUGGCCUCACCCAAACAACUACAUUAUUUUGCGCAAACUUUACAUGUUAUUUGUAAUGUGGACUCAAUACUCUUUUCUCCUCUUCGAAAUUAUUUACAUAGUCAACGUUUGGGGCGAAAUUGACGAGGUAUCCGAGGCUUCAUAUCUGCUGUUUACUCAAGCAUCUCUGUGUUACAAGUCCACCACUUUUAUGAUCAACAAAAAAAGCUUAUUGGAGCUCCUAGAUAUUAUGGAUAGUGACAUUUUUAAGCCCAAAUCUGCUGAACAUGAGAAAAUUUUAGCAGCUCAAGCUCUGAAGAUAAAGCGGCUGUGUUUGUUCUUCUUGACGAGUGCCACCACCACUUGCACUUUAUGGGCAAUGAUACCUCUUUUCGAUGAUGCUAGCAAACGAUCUUUCCCUUUUAGGAUCUGGAUGCCGGUAACACCAUUAAAGUCUCCAGACUAUGAGCUCGGCUACUUGUACCAGAUGGUUAGCAUCUACAUCAGCGCUUUCCUCUUCAUAUCAGUGGACAGCGUCGCCGUGUGUAUGAUCAUGUUUGGUUGUGCAGAACUAGAGAUUAUCAUGGACAAGAUUAAGAAGAUCCAAAGUAUAUUCAAUACAGAUCAGUCAGAAGAGGGUCGAAAGAAGUUGUUAAAAAUGAAUAACGAACUCCUAGACGAAUGUGUCAAGCAGCAUCAGACGGUUGAAAGACUCAUUCAACUUUGUGAAGAUACGUAUCACGCGAAUAUCUUCUUUCAACUAAGCGGUACUGUUGCCAUUAUCUGUAAUAUAGGAUUAAGGAUUUCUAUUGUGGAAAAGAACAGCGUGCAGUUCUUCUCGAUGUUGAACUACAUGGUGACGAUGCUGUCUCAGCUGUUCCUGUACUGCUGGUGUGGGCACGAACUUACAAUACGGAGUGAAAAUCUUCGAGAAUGGUUGUACCAAUGUCCAUGGUAUGAGCAGGACACCAAGUUCAAACGAUCUUUGUUCAUUGCAAUGGAACGUAUGAAGAAGCCAAUCAUCUUCAAAGCUGGCCACUACAUAUCGCUGUCUCGACCUACGUUUGUAGCGAUUCUACGCUGUUCAUACUCAUACUUCGCAGUCCUGAACAGGGUGAACACAGAAUAA
This is a messenger RNA of Spodoptera littoralis (African cotton leafworm), 1176 nucleotides long. The record is from the annotation of a GenBank genome assembly. Lineage: Eukaryota; Metazoa; Arthropoda; Insecta; Lepidoptera; Noctuidae.